Molecule: messenger RNA, 2109 nt
Organism: Vicia villosa (hairy vetch)
Lineage: Eukaryota; Viridiplantae; Streptophyta; Magnoliopsida; Fabales; Fabaceae
Exons: 11
Coding region: 519-1868 (449 amino acids)
Biological process (GO): proteolysis
Molecular function (GO): deNEDDylase activity; cysteine-type peptidase activity
Source: RefSeq, a predicted model, not a curated record
UUAUGGCCAUUUUUUUUCCUAAAACCCUAAACAUUCAUUAGAGACACAAAUAUUUCUAUCUUUCUUCUUUACGCACAUUACUCUCUCACAACAAACACAGCCACCCCACGAGUCACCACCACCACGAGUCACAGCAAACACAGUACAAACUCCAUCUCUGCAUACUCAGAUGCGAAGAAAACUCCCUCUUCGCACUCCAUUUCUUCCGCUUUCCUCCGUUAAUAGCAGUACGACGCGCACUUAAUAGCGCUGACGGAUCUCCCAUUUCUUCCGUUCGCCGCCACCACUCCGUUUUCCUUCCUCCGUUCGCCGACCUGUCAUAUUUGACUUGUUAGGUUUUAUGGAUGCUUAGAUAAGGCAACUUUUCUCUUCGCGUUUGUGAAUGUCAAGUUAGGAUUAUCUACAAAUGCUCUUGUGUCUUUAAGUUUCAAAAUUUGUAGCCAUUGAUAUAUUAUGGUGGAAAGGCCUUACUCGAAUUUUGGAAGCUAAAGGAUAUAUCAGAGGAGAUAACAAGAUACAUGGCUGAUUUAACCAAGAACUUUUCUUCAUCUAGUAAACCUAAUAAAAGAAGAGUUAGAGGUCCAACUUUGAUGACACAAAUUGACAAAGUUCAUCAAACGGGAACAUCUGAUGAUAAUGGUAGUCCAUCUCCACCAUCACGCCAUGAAUUAUGGAAGAGAGCACGACAAAAGAAAGGGGGAGAAUACACAUCAAAGUCUACACAAGUUGUUGCUGAGAAAAUUGAUUCUCUAGUUGAAGAAGCUGAAAAAGGUGUCUUUGUUUUGGAUGGACGUAACGAUAUCUUAACAGCAGCCAUUGGAACAUCUGAGCAUGGCGGUCGUGUUCGUGGUGUUGGAAAACACCAUAAACAAAGCACUUACUUUGGAAGGUCGUCUUCACGCCAAGGACAAUAUAUAGAUGUAAAUGAACAAUUUGCGAAAUUUUCAUCUGAAUUGGAAGAAAGACUUAGAGCUGAUUUUGAUCAAAAGUUGGUUGAAAAUCGUAAGAUGAUGCAACAAUAUUUUAUGGAGACACUUAAGUCUAUCAGUUUAUCGCAAAGCACAGAUAAUAAUAAAUGCAUUGAAAAAAUGGAAGUUGUCGAUUCAAGCGGAAAAGGAAGUUGUUCAGCUGCAAAAGAAAGCACAAAAUACGUGGAAGUUGACGAUGUUCAGAGAUUGUUACUCAUGGUUCUGAAAAUGGCUGACACACACUUGGAAAUAGAAUUAAGUCAUUGUCAAUCUAUCACUAAUUUUUAUAUGUCAGCUAAGUUUAUCAGAGAGUUGUUGGUGGGUUUUAAUUGGCUUGAUGUGUCUAUUCUGCAAGUUUGGUGCACGUAUAUUCAUCGUGUAUGUAUUGAUAGUUCCACAUCAGAAAUAUACGGUAUUAUGGAUCCUGCUAUGUGUAUAUAUGUUGAUAAUGCAAAAAAAUCUCAAGCAGAAGUUAAAAAUUACAUUACAAAGAAGUUACGAGAGGAAAACAGAGUGUGUCACUUACUACCACUUAUUCAUGGACGUCAUUGGCAAUUAAUAGUCAUUUGUCCAAAAGACAAUAUUGUGGUCGUCUUUUGUUCACUUCAUCGAGAAAUUGAUGCAAUCACGAAGAAAAUUGUUACAGCUGCCUUUGGGGUUCAUCAAAUGGCAAAUGGCAAUAGAAAAAAUGCUACAUGGCUUCAUCCCAACACAAGGCAACAACAUAACUCUAAUGAUUGUGGGUACUAUGUGAUGAAAAAUAUGUUUGAUAUUGUCUCUGCCAAUAUAAUCGAGUCUUGGAUGCAGGUAUUUGAUGAUUCAACAGAAAUAACACAAGAUGAUUUGUAUGAUUUGCGACUCCGAUGGGCAAAAUGUUUCUUUGAGUUAUAUAAAGUUUAAGCUUUAUCUGCAAAUGUGAUUUUGGUGUUGUCUACCAAAGCUACAACUCAUCUUAUUGUGGAUUGCAUGUUGGUAUUUCAAGUGAGGGAAAGGACUUAUAAAUUGUUGGAUAUUUUUGUAUGGUUUCACUUGUUUUGUUAUUGUUGUAGUAGUCCACCGUUUGUAAACUUCCUUAUAAUUUUGUACACUUGUGUGUAUCCUAGAUUGAUACUUUUGUAAAUCAAUUGUUCAUUUUAAAGAA